UGGAGAGAGGAGGGACCUUCACUCCACAUUGGGUGUGAUCUCAGCAACAUGAAGUCUUUCCUGAUGCUCCUGGCAGUGGCAGCCAUCACCAUAGGGCAAGCCCAAGCCCUCCAGUGUCAUGUCUGUCGAAGUUCUGACAACUGCAAGAAACCAGAAUACUGCCCUAAUUCUUCUCAGUUUUGCAAAACAACUAUCAACUACCAGCAAUUAUCGGGGAACCUUGUGAAUAAGGAAUGUGCUGACUACUGUAUGGAGCAGAAAAUUGAGGCGGGCCAGACCAAAUCCCAGAUCCGGUGCUGUAAAAGUGACCUGUGCAAUGUUAAAGUCGAGAACUCAGCUCCUGUCCACACGUUCCUCAGCAAUGCUGUCCUGGCCCUCAGCCUUACCCUGGCACUGGUCUCUGUCUUCUACUGGCCCAGCCUGUAACCUAUGGGACCCUUAGCCAUGCCACAACCCACUGCCCACCCCAAGCCUGCCCUGGAAGGUUCUGAGCCUUCUCUCCACACAAUUCCAGCUCAGCUCUGUGUCCCUCCCCAAUCCAUUUACUUCCUCUCUAAACUCCUCUUAGUCUCCAGGAUAAGGAGCACACAAGGAAGGGAUGCUCAUUCUGCUCCCAGAGAUCCAGGAUGUCAGUUCUGCUCCUCACCCCUGCUCAGAGUAACAUCUCAGUUGUCCACUCAGUGACUCACCCUCACUAGGGACUCCUGCCAGAUCUCUCCAGGGAUUCAGAGAUCCUGGCCACAUUACACAGGAUCACUUCUCAGGAGAUCCUUGGUCUU
This is a messenger RNA of Dromiciops gliroides (monito del monte), 779 nucleotides long. It is a transcript of the gene LY6D, whose product is annotated as lymphocyte antigen 6 family member D. Gene Ontology annotation, biological process: lymphocyte differentiation. Lineage: Eukaryota; Metazoa; Chordata; Mammalia; Microbiotheria; Microbiotheriidae. The transcript is spliced from 3 exons. Gene Ontology annotation, cellular component: cell surface. The record is from RefSeq and is a predicted model, not a curated record. Bases 49 to 426 code for a protein of 125 amino acids.